Petromyzon marinus (sea lamprey) is the source of this 837-nucleotide messenger RNA. It is a transcript of the gene RNF185, whose product is annotated as ring finger protein 185. Lineage: Eukaryota; Metazoa; Chordata; Hyperoartia; Petromyzontiformes; Petromyzontidae. Gene Ontology annotation, molecular function: ubiquitin protein ligase activity; metal ion binding. The record is from RefSeq and is a predicted model, not a curated record. Gene Ontology annotation, cellular component: endoplasmic reticulum. Gene Ontology annotation, biological process: ubiquitin-dependent protein catabolic process.
AGGAAAGGAGACGAGGUUGAGGAGGUGGGAGACGAGGAGGAGCGGAGCUGAGUGGGUUGUGAGACGAGGUGGGAGACGAGGAGGAGAGGCGAUGUCGGGCCCAGCGGAAGCGGCUGCUGCUGGAGCAGCUGCAGCAGCAACGGAUGAGGAGGUGGAGGCGGCGAGACGAGGUGGAGGAGGGGGUGGAGGAGGAGGUGAAGAGGGAGCGGAGGGGGGCGGAGGAGCGGACCCCACUUUCGAGUGCAACAUUUGCCUGGACGUGGCCAGGGAUGCGGUCAUCAGCCUCUGCGGACACCUGUUCUGCUGGCCCUGCCUCCAUCAGUGGCUGGAGACGCGCCCCAGCAGGCAAAUGUGCCCAGUGUGCAAGGCUGGCAUCAGUCGAGACAAAGUGAUCCCUCUCUACGGACGUGGGAGCGCCAAUCAGCAGGACCCCAGAGAGAAAACUCCGCCCAGACCCCAGGGGCAGCGCCCAGAACCAGAAGCACGAGGGGGGUUCCAGGGGUUCGGAUUUGGGGACGGAGGGCUUCAGAUGUCGUUUGGCAUCGGCGCUUUCCCCUUCGGCUUCAUCGCCACGGCCUUCAACAUCAACGACGGACGGCCGCCCCCAGCUGUCCCGGGAACCCCGCAGCACACCGAAGAGCAGUUCCUGUCCCGAAUCUUCCUCUACGUCGCCCUGCUCAUCAUGUUCUGGCUCUUUAUCGCCUAGGUGGAGCGGCCCCUCUGCUCCUCUCCCCACAAAACCUCCACGAAGUCUUCUUCAUCAUCGUCGCCAUCGUCAUCUUCCUGUGGCUCCUCACUGUGUGAGGCGCGGCCACACCCCACCACUCGCUCACCCAC